AUGGAUUAAAAAGCUUCAAAUAUUUAAAAAGUUAUAGGUCCUUAUGUUAUAGAAAUGAAUAAUUAAAUAGGCUCUGGCCAGCAUGGGUCUGUUUACAUGGCUCAUAGAAAAGAUUUUGGAGUAAAAAAAUUAGCUUGCAAGAUAUAGCAAUCAAAUAGGAACUAAAUAAAAGAAGAAAUAUCUAUAAUUAAAGAAGUGAAUGGCAUUUAUAUUGCAGAAGUUUUAGAUGUGUAUAAAACUUCUUCAUAUAUCUAUAUAUUUAUGAGGCAUUAUUAAAAAGGAGAUUUAGAUCAUUAUUUGUAGGAGAAUAGAUUAAAAUUAUCUGAGAAGGAUAUUCUGACUAUAUUUUAUAAGAUUAUUUAUGGCUAUUUCCAAAAUAUCUAUAAUCGUUAAAUUAUUCAUAGAGAUAUAAAAGCAAGUAAUAUUCUUAUGGAUGAAUUAGAUCCCUACAUAACAGACUUUGGGUUGAGCAUCAAAUUUUAGGACUUAUAAAAAGAGGUAAAUCCAUAUUUCAAAGGUACACUUUUCUAUUCAUCACCAUAAAUAUAAGGGUUAGAAGGAAGUAUUUAUAGUUAUAAAACUGAUAUUUAUAGUCUUGGUAUUUUACUUUACUAUAUGCUAUAUAGUCAAUAUCCUGAAAACUCAAAAUAAUUGAGGGAUUAUGAAAAAUUCAUGUAAAAACUGAAGAAUGAAGGAAAUUUACAUGCAAUAAAAUUCCCCAAAACAAAAGAAAAUUCUACUAUUAGCUUAGAAACUAAAAAUUUAAUUUUAUAAAUGAUAACAUAUAAGGAAGAAGAUAGGAUAGAAAUAACAGAGCUGCUUAACCAUAAAGUAUUUCUUGAUAUAAAAGAAAACUUAAACUAAUUUAGUCAUAUUACAUUACAACAAUAAUCAAAUUUAAAGCAGCUAAAUACAACAAUUAAUAGCAGCAUUUAAGGAAGCAAAUUUGGUAAAUCAAGCAUGUAGUUUGAGAAAACUGUACUCUACUAUUUAUUUAUUAAAGAAUUAACAUAGGAAAUAUUAAACCACUUAAUUUAUGUAGGGCACUUGCAUGAGUUAAUAACAUAGGUACUAGGCAUUUAAGAGUACGAUUUAGAUAUUUUUACACUUUUAACUGUAUAAUUUUUGGAUGCUUCCAUUUUUUGUGGGUAAAGGCUCCUUGAAAAUAGUAAUAAAUAAUUGGCAAAUGUUCCUUUUCAUUAGGACUUUUACUAAAGUAAAUAAAAAAUUGAAUUAGAAAAGUAGCUGGAGGAAAACUAUAAAUCCUCUUCAACUCUUUUAAAUGAUCUUAAAUAGGAAUUUACUAAAUACCUUCCGAGCCAAUAAGAACCAGAUAAAAUUAAUAAAUCAUUUUAAAAAAUUAAUUAAUAACAAAUGAACAAUUAAAAUAUAUAUUUAGAGUAACUUCUGAAUUAUUCAAAAAAUAACACAGGAUUCCUGUUUGAUGAAUUAAAAAAAGUUUUUGUAGAAAAGAUAAUUACUAGCUCUCUAAUAAAAUUAAUUGAAGAAAAUGAUUUUUCUAAUUAAGAAGAUCUUUGGAUUUUUUUAAAUUUUUUCGUAUGUCUCUUUGAUGGUACAAUCAAUAUUUCUAAAUAUGAAAGGAUUUCAAUAGGUAAAUAUUUUAAAGAGAAAAACUGCUCUGUUAAUGAAUAAUUUAGGGAAAAUGUGAUAUAAAAUCUUUCUAUUAUUAAAUGCUUAAGUCAAAAAUCAAAUAUUAAUAUUCCUUAUUCUAGUUGA
Molecule: messenger RNA, 1737 nt
Organism: Tetrahymena thermophila SB210
Lineage: Eukaryota; Ciliophora; Oligohymenophorea; Hymenostomatida; Tetrahymenidae
Product: Serine/Threonine kinase domain protein
Exons: 3
Biological process (GO): autophagy; autophagosome organization; peptidyl-serine phosphorylation
Cellular component (GO): cytoplasm; autophagosome
Molecular function (GO): protein serine/threonine kinase activity; ATP binding
Source: RefSeq, a predicted model, not a curated record